UUUUCGGGCAAUUCUGAUAAUUGGAGGCAGUCGCAGUGAAAAAAAACCCCACCCAAUCCCCGAUGCGUACCCAGUCACAGUCACAUGUUCUCUUCCCUCUGAAUAAUCUCUUCAGCGAGCAAAAGCAAACCCUAGAUCCCAGAUCGAAGGACGGACAUCGACCGGAGAACAGCCAUCUCCAAUCAUGAAGAGAGAUCUCAGUCGUUCCCGAUUACCCGCCCCGUCUUCUUCUUCUUCCUCCUCUGCUUGUCCCAAAGGUAAGAUGCUCAAGGUUGAAGACGACGGCGCCGGCAUGGACGAGCUCCUCGCCGUCCUCGGCUACAAGGUCAUGUCCUCUGAUAUGGCGGAGGUUGCUCACAAGCUUGAGCAGCUCGAACAGAUGAUGACUCAUGUUCAGGACGACGGUUUGUCCCUUCUCUCCACGGAGACCGUACACUACAACCCCGCUGAGCUCUACACCUGGCUCGAUAGCAUAUUGUCGGAGCUCAAGCCCGGUGGUCUGGGUCCUCUCCUUUCUUCGCCGCCGGAAAUGGGUACUUCGUUCCUCACCGGCGCCGAAUCCUCCACGAUCAGUUCAAUUGGGUUCGGAGCUCCGAAUCAGCAUUCUCGGGCCUUUGAUGAACCGUCCUCUUCUGAUUACGAUCUGAAAGCUAUUCCCGGAAACGCGAUUUACCCUCAGCCGAGCCGGAAGCAGAAUCAGUCUGCGUUCGAUUCGUCGUCUUCGUCGAACAUCGAUGGGAAUACUAACAAGCGGCUGAAACGCUCAAGCACCGAUUCCGUGCGUGCUUCGACAUCCACGGCGACACAGAUCAGCGGAUGCGUCGGUACGACGAUAACCACCACCGCGGCUGAGUCCACUCGGGCGGUGGUCCUGGUCGAUUCGCAGGAAAAUGGUAUCCGCCUGGUGCACGCGCUCAUGGCGUGCGCUGAAGCCGUCCAGAAGAACAAUCUGACCAUAGCGGAAGCUCUGGUGAAGCAAAUCGGCGCCUUGGCGGUAUCUCAGGCCGGUGCCAUGCGAAAGGUCGCCACUUACUUCGCAGAAGCCCUCGCACGGCGGAUCUACCGCCUCUGUCCGCCACAUAACCCGGUCGACCACUCCCUCUCCGGCACUCUUCAGAUGCAUUUCUACGAGAGCUGUCCGUACCUCAAGUUCGCCCACUUCACGGCAAACCAAGCUAUUCUCGAAGCUGUCGAAGGCAAGAAAAGGGUUCAUAUCAUAGAUUUCUCAAUGAACCAAGGUCUGCAAUGGCCCGCGCUCAUGCAGGCCCUCGCGCUCCGACCUGGCGGUCCUCCCGUGUUCCGGCUUACUGGAAUCGGACCUCCGGCGCCUGAUAAUUCUGAUUACCUUCACGAUGUUGGCUGUAAGCUCGCUCAGCUGGCUGAGGCGAUUCACGUGGAAUUCGAAUACCGUGGCUUUGUCGCGAACAGCCUGGCCGAUCUCGAGGCGUGUGUGCUCGAGCUCAGGCCGAGCGAGAACGAGUCGGUGGCGGUGAACUCGGUGUUCGAGCUACACAAGCUUCUGGCCCGAGACGGCGCGAUGGAGAAGGUCCUCGGCGUUGUUAAACAGAUGAAGCCGGAAAUCUUUACCGUGGUCGAGCAAGAGUCGAACCACAACAGCCCAGCGUUCCUGGAUCGGUUUUCCGAGUCGCUGCAUUACUACUCGACCCUGUUCGACUCGUUGGAAGGAGUGGUAAACAGCCAAGACAAGGUCAUGUCGGAAGUCUACUUGGGGAAGCAGAUCUGCAACGUGGUGGCGUGCGAGGGUCCGGACCGAGUCGAGCGUCACGAGACAUUGGCUCAGUGGCGGAGUCGAUUCGGCUCGGCCGGGUUCUCACCGGUCCAUCUUGGUUCGAAUGCGUUCAAGCAAGCGAGUAUGCUCUUGGCUCUGUUCAACGGCGGCGAGGGAUAUCGUGUGGAGGAGAACGACGGCUGCUUGAUGUUGGGUUGGCACACUCGGCCGCUCAUAGCCACAUCAGCCUGGAAACUGGCAGGAAUACCGGCGGUAUCUGGCUGAGUCAUCUCGACUGGCUCGGAGAAUGGGUGACUAACCGAGUUGACUCGAUGUUUUUUUGGGUGGAAUCUGUUCUCGGUCGGCGACCGAUGUGAAAGCUCGUGGGCUAAACCGAACCGAACUGAACCGGGACUACGUUUUUGGGUUUUCAGUCAUUUCAAUUAUAAAAAUGUAAGUGUUGUGGUUAACUAAGGUUAAUUUAAUUAUAAUAUAAACCGGUUGGUUCUUGUAACCCUGGAGGAAGAGGGUCAAUGACUUAGGCUUGGGAUGUAUUCGCUAUAUAUUGAUAUUUAUAUUGAUAGAAUGGCUUCGAUGGGAAUAAUAUGGUUGGAAUUUAUC
This is a messenger RNA of Tarenaya hassleriana, 2350 nucleotides long. RefSeq names its product DELLA protein GAI-like. Bases 185 to 2014 code for a protein of 609 amino acids. Gene Ontology annotation, molecular function: DNA-binding transcription factor activity; sequence-specific DNA binding. The record is from RefSeq and is a predicted model, not a curated record. Gene Ontology annotation, biological process: response to abscisic acid; regulation of DNA-templated transcription; hyperosmotic salinity response. The transcript has a single exon. Lineage: Eukaryota; Viridiplantae; Streptophyta; Magnoliopsida; Brassicales; Cleomaceae. Gene Ontology annotation, cellular component: nucleus.